CGCUUCUGAAACGUUUAAAUACCAUUGAAUCAAUAUUUGAAAGCAAAGUUGAAUCUUGAAGUAUUAUUUGGUUUUAACCUUUCAGUAAGAAAGAAAAAAAAACUAUAUAUGGGCUACCAUCCAUGUUUGGAAAAAUGGAACAUUUUUUUGUCUUAUUAUUACAUUAUUAUAAAUUGGUUGUCUCAGCUUGCAUCAUUACUGGCUGGUAUGAGCAAUUGCUAGUUUAAGUCACUGAUUGUCUUUUUUAAUGCAUGUUUUUAUUGUUUGCAUUUUGCUUCAGUCCUUUAUGUUAAAAUGGAAAAUGAUACAUAUGGAAAUGAGAGCGGCAUGAAUGAAAAUGUCAGUUUAGAGCAGUCAAUUGAACAAGCACCCGUAAAGACUAAAGAAGAACUAUUUUGUCAUGAUAAACCCGACGAGGGCCAUAAGGACAAUAAACCACCUAGUGACGAGUCAACCGAUCAAGUUGAAAGUGUAUUGACUGCAAACAAAAAAGACGAAUCUAAUUCAUCUGAAUCAGUAACUUUCAAAGUGAUUUUCAAUAAAAACAAACAUGAUAUAAAAUGGGAACUUGAUAAAACUGUAUUAUCUCUAAAGAAUCAUAUUCAAACUUUAACUAAUGUUGCUCCAGCGAUGCAAAAACUCAUGUUCAAAGGUCUUGCCAAAGAUGAAAAGACAUUAAGAGAACUGGGUGUAACAAAAGGUUCAAAGAUGAUGCUUGUUGGCUCAAAACUGCAAGAUGUAAUAUCGAUAAAUACUGUCAAUGCCGGGGCAUCAGCUUCAGAAGAUGAGAAAGCGGAAAACAAGAAAGAACCCUUGUCUAAGCAGAAGCCUCAUGCAAAGGUAAUUGAAAAAGGAGUUCCAGAUGAUGUAAUGCCUGGGUAUUCGAAUGGGAAAGAGCCUCUUCCAAGCACACCUUUAAAAGGAAUGGUGAACAAAUUCAGCAACAAGGUACGACUAACUUUCAAACUUGAAGCAGAUCAACUUUGGCUUGGGACGAAAGAUCGCACAGAAAAACUUCCACUUAAUUCAAUCAAAGAUGUUGUUUCUGAAUCAAUUGAUGAUCACCCUGGUUAUCACAUGCUCGCACUUCAAUUGGGACCAACUGUGCAAAGCAGGUAUUGGAUCUAUUGGGUUCCAUCACAAUAUGUUGAUGCAAUAAAAGAUGCAAUUUUGGGAAAAUGGCAAAUGUUUUGAGGCUUGUUUGUUGCCAGUGACUUCUCAUAUACCUGCAGAUUGAUUGCUGGAGCAUUGUGCCAAAUUUUGACCUUGUAAUAAUCUACUUCUUACAUUUCUUGUUAUAUUUUUGAGCAUUACACUUUUAAGAAUUGUCAAGACUCGCACACACUUUCCAUUGCUGGUUAUG
Styela clava is the source of this 1363-nucleotide messenger RNA. Its product is annotated as ubiquitin domain-containing protein UBFD1-like. The record is from RefSeq and is a predicted model, not a curated record. NCBI's taxonomy places the organism in Eukaryota, Metazoa, Chordata, Ascidiacea, Stolidobranchia, Styelidae. Gene Ontology annotation, molecular function: RNA binding; cadherin binding.